Molecule: messenger RNA, 723 nt
Organism: Nipponia nippon (crested ibis)
Lineage: Eukaryota; Metazoa; Chordata; Aves; Pelecaniformes; Threskiornithidae
Source: RefSeq, a predicted model, not a curated record
AUGAAGAUAGGAAGAAACAGAAGAAUGGCAACAACAGUCUUGAAGGACAACAUCUACGUGAUCCUAGGACUGAGUUUGCGCAGAAGCAAGGGUCAAUCAGCGACCACACCGCGCCCCUGCCGGCGAGCGGGCACCCCGCCGCAGGCGCUGGUGGACGACACCGAGGAUGUGUCCCUCGACUUCGGGAGCGAGGAGGAGCUGGCGCUGCGGAAAGCAAAGAUCAGGCACCCACUGGCCACCUUUUUCCACCUGUUUUUCCGAGUGAGUGCUAUUAUUACCUACUUGUUCUGUGACUGGUUCAGCAACAGCUUUGUUGCCUGUUUUGUCACUAUUCUCCUCCUUCUAUCCUUUGACUUUUGGUCAGUUAAGAAUGUGACAGGAAGACUCUUGGUUGGUUUGCGUUGGUGGAACCAAAUUGAUGAAGAUGGAAAAAGCCACUGGGUGUUUGAAGCAAAAAGGGUGCCUACAAUAGCUGCCUCAACAGAAGCUGAAGCUCGGAUCUUUUGGCUUGGUCUCAUCAUCUGUCCAGUUAUUUGGACAGUGUUUUUCUUUAGCACCUUGUUCUCCUUGAAGCUGAAAUGGCUGGCUCUUGUGAUAGCUGGGAUCUCCCUUCAGACGGCUAAUUUAUACGGCUACAUCCACUGCAAAUUAGGGGGACAAAAAAGCAUCAGCGGAAUAACGUCAAGGUUUUUUGUCACGGCGGAUGUUCCCAAGAGUAAGUAG